AAACCGAUCCCAAAAUUAACGCCAUUUCCCGAACUCGAAAGAAGUCUGCCCCGCAAUAGCCUCCCUCUCUCUCUCUCUCUCUCUCUCUCUCUCUAAAGUCUAAACAUGAAAAAUCCGAGGAAUUUAGAAAUCCCAACAUUUUGCGCGUCCUUAUGACUGGGGAGCCCUUGUUUUCGAGACUUUCGGCUUGCUGAUAUCACGAUUUGCCAAACGCGCACCGGUCUGCCCGCGUCGACGCAACUCGUGUUGGAGGAGAGGGAAAAAGAGAGGGAAAAAGUGAGAAAAAGAACCCUAGAAAUUUCCGUCCGUCGACACCGUCGGACGUUCGAACGCCACUCGACGAGGUCCCCGGCCAGGGGAGGGUGCCCUGCCCGUCCUUCUUCCUUCCCUCGCUGCUUGAGGCUCGCGAGGCGCGUGGAAACAAGGGUUAGGGUUUGUGGGACGUAAGGUUUGGGGGAGGGGGUUGAGAUGGAGGCGGUCUAUGGUCAGUGCUGGGGAUGAACGGAUGUCAUCGGGAGGAGGCGAUGCCUCGGGGCGCCGGUGGCGGUGCCGCCUCGGAGAUGUCGGGCCGCUCGGCCGGGAUGGACUUGUAUGCGCAGGCGCGGAAGGCGCUCUCUGAGAGGUCGCCGUUCGAGACGCCCGAGGAGGCCGCUAGGAUCCCCUCGCUGCCAGCCCGUCUCUCGGCCUUCUUGUCGAGGUUCGCGGGCGAGAACAGUCGGCGGAAGCAUCGGAGGUCGCAUCACAAGGCGGAAGCUGGCGAGGGCCCUCAUGGCCCGAACGCGACGGCCAAGAGCAUUUGGCCAACGAUGGAUGAGUAUUUCCGUCCUAUUACGUUAGGGGACAUUGAGACGCUCGUGCCCCUGUCGAGGAUUGAUUUCUUGCUUGGGGACGGCCCCGUUGAUCAAUGCUUCCUGAAUCCUUCCCCUGACAUUGGCGCCAGAGGCCAGGAAUUUGAUCGAGAGUGCAGUGCGAACACUUCGUUCCAAGCUGUUGGGAGUGGUGCUGGCGCGGAGGAAGAGGAGAAUAAGCGCGUUCUAGCUGCGGAAGAGUUGGGCCCAACUGUUUCCGUUGAAGCCGACACGGAAGAGAAGCCGAUGACACUGAUUUCGAAUUCUGAUGCGAAUGGAACGGGCUUGGAACAGGCGAACGAUGACCAUCCCUUGGAAAUUGAUACACCAGUUCCAGUUAGAGUAUUGGAGAAUGGCAAUGUCGACUCGCACUGUAAAAGUGGGAGCGAGGGUGGUUUGCCCACCGAAGUCGGAGAGGAGCCUUUGUUGGAAAAGGGAAAAGGAAGGGGAGGAAGGGUAAGCAAGAGGAAGCUCAGGGGCGAUCAGGCAAGUGUGCCUCGAGGGCAGCGGGUUCUGACUCGCUCUAUGUUCCCCCAAGCGGGUUUCGUUAAUCCUGGUCGCAUUGAAGACUCUGUGGUUGGUGGUUUCAGCUCUGGUGCUGGCUGCCGAGUGCGGUUGUUCCAGUCGAGUGAUGUUGCGCAGCUAGUGAGCUCUACGAGUAAGGUCAUCCCACCGAAGCGGAGUAUUAAGAAGAGGGGUCUUUCAGAAAAUGACCCCGGAGUGGAGAAGUUGGUGGUUUCUCAUCCGAAGAGUGGGGAUGAUGUCCGUACCCGUUGCCACGUCUGCUGUAUCAGCACCGGCGAGGAAACUAAUCGGAUUCUAUCGUGUGCUUCAUGCCACCUUGCAGUUCAUCAGAAAUGCUAUGGAGUGAGUGAAGUUCCGGCCGGGCGGUGGUUGUGUUCUUGGUGUUCACAUAACACCAGUUUACGCGCGAAGCAUGGCGAGAGGCUAAAAUCCAAUCUGGCUGGCAGGCUAUCGGUCGAAGAUGGUGCAGCGAAGCCUUGCGUUCUUUGUCCGAAUAGCGGAGGCGCCUUAAAACCCAUUACCUUGGCCGACGAUGAGCAUGACAACUCGGUACCAAGGUUCUCUCACUUGUUCUGCUGUUUGUGGAUGCCCGAGGUACAUGCUGAGGACCCAGAGACCCUGGAGCCGAUUGUGAAUACUGAGAGGAUAAAGGAGAACUACAAGAAACUGCCUUGUGCUGUGUGCAAGGUUAAAUAUGGAGCUUGCAUUCUCUGCAGUAAUGCUUCAUGCAGAACAUCUUUUCAUCCUUUAUGUGCUCGUGAAGCAAAACAAGGGCUUGAGAUACGGCGGAAGGUUGGCUCCAGUGAUGUUGAGUUGCUCGCAUUUUGCUCAAGGCAUUCUCCUGUCCGGGAUUUCAAAGUGCCGAAAUCCGGAUACCAUGUGCCUGGCACUGUGGAAGACCGGCCAUUGGCUAAGCUUUCAUCUGGCUUGUCUGCAAAUGGACUGCGAAAAUCCAAGAACAAGAUGAAGAUAAAAAAAGCGAAACUAAAAGGAUCUCAGUUGGACAGUAUAGUUGAUGAAAAGCGUUCCGAAAAGGUAGCCAAAGAUCAAACCUUGGAUAAGAGACUUGUGCAAGUUAUAAAUACAGAAAAUACAAAUAUGACACCUGAUUCUUCAUCAGAGAACAUGACUAAGGAAACAUCUACAAGUACUGAGAGAAAUGGUCAUGUUGGUUCCGCUGCUUGUGGUUUGAAAUCAAAAGAGGCAGCAGAUUCUGAUAAUGUAGGUGAACUCCCUAUUUGUUCCUUACGUCAAACAAGAAGAAGCAAAAGUGGAAAAUGUUCUCCAAAACUUAGUGGGGAAGACAUCCAACUUUUGGAAAUAGAAGCAUUGGGUGACCAGAAAACUGAAGAGGGAGGAGUAAGCUUUGAACGCAUAGAAGGUUUUGAUAAGUCGUGUUGUGAGGAUGAAGAGUGUGGUGACUCUAAGGUGCUGCUGGCGACAGAUGAGAGGGGCCACAUGGCAUUAUUGCAUGGGAAUCCAGAUUCUGUUUCUCUCUUAAGUGAACAAGUUGUUGGAUGUGAAGAUAACAGUUCCUCUCUUUGCAAUUCUCGGCAAGAACCAUGCUGGUUGACACUGAGGGCUAACUGUCACGCUUUCUAUGGGGAUUGUGGUUUCCUGGAUGAUACCAAUAUCAAGUCGUCUCGUUCCUCAUCUGUACAUCCUUUUGUCCAUAAGAAGUUGAUUCAAAUGCAGAAAGCAUUAAUUACCAGGCAGGAAAAUUCCCGAUUACUUUGUAAUGUUGGCAGUGGACAAAUAAAAUCGGAGCCAAGUGGAAGUUCUUGUGUCAAAGAGCAACAUGAGCAAUUUGAGGAUACUGUAACUGAUAGUUCAACAGAUCCAACAAGAUGCAGACAGUUGGAUAGGGCAAGGAAGAUGGGUAUUUUGGACCUGUCACCUGUAGAUGAGAUUGAGGGAGAGAUUUUAUUCUUACAGAACAAGCUUUUGGAAAGUGCAGUUGCCAACAAGCGUCGUUGUGAUGAUUUGGUUUAUAAGAUCAUUACUGGUCUCCCUAGAGAGCUGGAUCUAUUAAGGAAGCAGAGGUGGGAUGCGUUGGUUGUCAAUCAGUUUCUUUGUCAGGUUAGGGAGGCAAAGAAACAGGGAAGGAAGGAGAAAAGAUUUAGAGAAGCUCAGGCUGCAGCCGCUGCUGCAACUGCUGCAGCAGCUGCUUCUUCAAGGUCGUCUUCCUUAAGAAAGGAUGCACAUGAAGAGGUUCUUGCCGAAAAUACUCAUCAUGAGGGUCCUUUAAGGGUUACUUUUACAAGUGGAAGGGCUGGGUCUUACUCUCAGUUGGUUCCUCGCGCAAAGGAAACUCUGUCAAGAUUGGCUGUCACAAAGUUUUCAUCAGACAAGCACUCAGAAUUUCGCAAAGACCAUCCAUUCUGUAGUGUUUGUGGAAGACGCGAUAGGGUGUCAAACCGUGUCUCAGUUUGUGCCAGUUGCAAGGUUGCUGUUCACAUGGAUUGCUAUCACAUACUUAAGAAUCAUGUUGCACCAUGGUGUUGUGAACUUUGCGAAGACUUUUAUAGGCAGUAUAGAGGAUCUGUGCAUAUGAAUAUCCGCGAGAGGCCUGACACUGAAUGCAGCUUAUGUGGGCGACUAGGUGGUGCAUUUCGCAAAACUACUGAUGCACAAUGGGUUCAUGUUACAUGUGCUGAGUGGUUGCUGGAAUCAACAUAUGUGAGGGGACAACCAUACCCAGUCGAAGGAAUGGAAUCUCUUUCUAAAGAAAGAGAUUUGCAUACUUGCUGCUUUUGCCGAAGUAAACAGGGUGUAUGCAUAAAGUGUAGUUUUGAUGACUGCAAUAGUACCUUUCAUCCUUCUUGUGCCAAGGAGGCCAACUUGUAUACAAGUGUAAAGGUUAUUGAGGGAAGGAUUAAGCAUAAAGCUUAUUGCAGGGCCCAUGGGCCAGAUCAGAUGGAAAAGGUUGAGUCCAAAUCUCAUGGAUCAGAAGAGCUAUCCAUAAUCAAAAGGAUGCGGGUUGAUUUUGAGCAGCUGAGGAUCCUUUGUGAGCGGAUCAUCAGAAGAGAAAAGUUGAAGCGGGACUUGGUGAUGUGCUCUCACGACAUGCUUGCUUCAAAAAGGGACUGUGUUGCUUUCUCUGUUCUUUAUAAUAGUUCAUUUCUCCCACCUGAUGUGAGCUCUUGUUCGGUGACCACAUCACUUCGGGGAUGUACUGAUGAUAACAAAUCCUGGAGUGAAGUAAUGCAAAGAUCUGAUGAUGUAACAGUGGAUAGCACUCUCUCUGGUGUUCGUAGCAGUUCACAUCCUGUGCACUUGGAUAUGGAAAUUAAAAGCAGUGACAGGUCCAAAUCCAUAAAGCCUUAUGCAAGGAAGAGAACUGAUGAGAUGCCAACUGCUGGCAAGCACCUUCCUGACCAAUCUGUGUCUGGCGGUUUCUGGAGUUCAACAGAUGAAAAGGGUCGGAAAGUGAAGUGUAGGAAGCAUACAGAAACCCUUCAGAAAGAGGUGGUAAUGACACCAAUUGAAGCCUCAGUGCAGAACCAGCGGCUGCCUAAAGGUUUUGCUUAUGUUCCUGUUGACUGUCUUGCCAAGGAGCAGCUAGUCAGCCAUGAAGCGGAGAUUCAUGAUUCGCAUAGCUAGAUGAUUCAUCCUGUGGGUAAGAUAUCUUUUCGUUCCCUUGCAGCACUGUGUAUCACCAUGCUCUCAAACAGAAGCCACCUAUUCGCAAGCAGCCAAAGUUAGUGUUUCUGAUACUAAGGCCGUAAUGGACCCAGAGAAUGGGUGGUUUGAUGGAUGAGAUUCUUGAUGCUCCGCUCGGUCUAUCAAUACAACAUGCGGUUUCAUGAUUCCACACAGUUUUGGAGAUCCAGUUUGUGUAUCUAUUCUUGAGAGCAAAAAUGUACAGAGGUUGAAAAUUACCUUCCGCCAGUAUAUGUAUCAGGGUUGAAAGGCGGCCCAGAUUCUUCUUUAAAAGGGCCGAGGGGUUGCUUGCUUCUUCCCAUGUAACUAUAUGAAAAUGUAUAAGAAUCUCUGCUUUGCAGGUUUUGUAUGAUUUUGUUCAUUUUCUUGUUUCAAAAUUCCAUAAUUCGAGGCAGUAGUCAAAUAAAUUCUACACCAAUUAAUUGGGUCUGUUU
Nymphaea colorata (pocket water lily) is the source of this 5470-nucleotide messenger RNA. RefSeq lists its product as uncharacterized. The coding region runs from base 498 to 4976 and encodes 1492 amino acids. The transcript is spliced from 18 exons. Lineage: Eukaryota; Viridiplantae; Streptophyta; Magnoliopsida; Nymphaeales; Nymphaeaceae. Gene Ontology annotation, biological process: regulation of transcription by RNA polymerase II. The record is from RefSeq and is a predicted model, not a curated record.